This is a messenger RNA of Emiliania huxleyi CCMP1516, 309 nucleotides long. RefSeq lists its product as hypothetical. The transcript has 2 exons. NCBI's taxonomy places the organism in Eukaryota, Haptophyta, Isochrysidales, Noelaerhabdaceae. The record is from RefSeq and is a predicted model, not a curated record. Bases 1 to 309 code for a protein of 102 amino acids.
AUGUCAAACGGACAACGGGGUCCCUUCACGAAAAAUCGGUAUCUCACGGAAUCCAACCAAAACCGCCGCAGGUCCGGGCGGGGCCGAAAACGGCUUUUGCUGCCAGACAGCUACAACGUCCAGAAGGUCAUCGCGUGGCGGCAGAGAGCUGGGGGGAUCGAGCUUCUGACCGCUUGGGAAGACUACGAUGUCGAUGGUUGGACGUGGGAGCCCCUCGACAACAUCCCCCAGCGGUUUGUUCGGGCCUGCGGGGACAGCGGCAUUGUGCACGGUGCUAAGUGCAUCGCCGCUCUUAACGGAGUCGCUUAG